AUGUUUAUAACGACUCUGCUCCAGUGUACCAUUGGUAAAUGGGUGGCUGAAUUUAAGGAUCGAACACGCGACUUUGAAGGUGCACCACGAGGUGGUCGUCCAUCGAUCACAACUACCGAUGAAAAUACUAAAGCCGUGGAACGUAUUCUAAUGCGUGAUCGACAAAUUUCUGUCCGCCGUGUAGCCGACAAGUUGGGCAUUCAAAACGAAAUUAUGAGCAACAUACUGCAACAUUGUGCACGAAAAGCGACUAGCUAA
Didymodactylos carnosus is the source of this 258-nucleotide messenger RNA. NCBI's taxonomy places the organism in Eukaryota, Metazoa, Rotifera, Eurotatoria, Philodinida, Philodinidae. The record is from the annotation of a GenBank genome assembly.